Fraxinus pennsylvanica is the source of this 1650-nucleotide messenger RNA. The record is from the annotation of a GenBank genome assembly. NCBI's taxonomy places the organism in Eukaryota, Viridiplantae, Streptophyta, Magnoliopsida, Lamiales, Oleaceae.
AUGAAUGUUGUCGACCCGAUGACAAAGGCAACCGGCAACAGUUGCAGUAGCCCCACAAAUACGCCGGAGAAUUCUGUAAAAGGUGAAAAGAAAAAGAAGUCUAUUAUUCCAAAGAUUUUUGGUUCAAAGCAAAAUAGUAGAGAGAAUUCAGAGGAGGAUAUUGCUCAAUCAGAUGGAAAUGAACACGAUAUGGAUCCAAAGCCUACAUCGAGAAGGCAAGCAUUCCUCGAGGCCUCACCCUCGACAACGAAAAGUUUCCGAGACCGACAUAGUAGCGCCGGAAUUGAAGGCCUAAAUCUGUCAAAUUUUGAUCAGCCGAUGUCACCAGCAACAAUAGUUCAAGAUAUUCGGGUUUUUGUGGCAACAUGGAAUGUUGGAGGGAAGAGUCCUGACCAUGGACUCAACCUUCAGGAUUUCUUGCAGGUGGAGGGCUCUUCAGACAUAUAUGUAUUGGGGUUCCAAGAGAUUGUUCCCUUAAGUGCUGGAAAUGUAUUAGUAUCAGAGGACAAUGAACCAGCAGCAAAAUGGCUAACCCUAGUAAGCCAUGCACUCAACAAACCCUACCAUGAUUCAAUGAAUUCUUCUGAUUCAAGCCCAAAUUCAAAACACUCAAAAUCAAACGACAUUUUUCACAAGCAAUCUUUAAAAGCACUCAGCAAGAAACUUAGGGCAGACAAUCAUCUGCUUAAAGCCUGCAACUGUUCUUGGGACAAUCCAAUGUCAAAUAAAAGGAGGGCAAGAAAAUUUAGUGACCCUUGUGCUUCACCUUUUGCUCAUGGUGAUCCAAGUAUAGAUGAAUUCCUUUCAAUAGCAGAAAUUUCAUUGCCUAAACGUUUGAAUUAUCAUCUUAUUGCAAGCAAGCAAAUGGUCGGAAUUUUUGUUUCCAUAUGGGCUCGAAACGAUUUAGUCAAAGACAUUGGCCAUCUCAGAAUUUCCUCUAUGGGAAGAGGAAUCUUGGGCUAUCUUGGCAACAAGGGUUGUAUAUCAAUAAGCAUGACUUUGCACCGAACGAGCUUUUGCUUCGUGUGUAGUCACUUGGCUUCCGGGGAAAAGGAAGGAGAUGAGCUGAGAAGAAACGCCGAUGUAGCUGAAAUUCUCAAGGGUACGCAAUUCUCCAAAAUUUGCAAGAACCCCAAUCGUGAAAUGCCCGAAAGAAUUAUUGAUCAUGACCGCAUGAUAUGGCUGGGGGACUUGAAUUAUAGAGUGGCUUGCAGCUAUGAAGAGACGAGGCUUCUAUUAGAGGAUAAUGAUUGGGACUCUCUUCUAGAGAGAGAUCAGCUAAAUAUGGAGAGAGAAUCAGGAAGAGUGUUCAGUGGGUGGAAUGAGGGAAAAAUAUUAUUUGCACCCACUUACAAAUAUUCACAAAAUUCAGACUCCUAUGCUGGAGAGACUGUCAAGUCCAAGAAGAAACGAAGAACCCCUGCAUGGUGUGAUAGAAUAUUAUGGAGAGGCAAUGGCAUUGAACAGUUAUCGUAUAUUCGAGGAGAGUCGAGGUUUUCCGAUCAUAGACCCGUAUGCGCAGUCUUCGCGGUGGAGGUGGAGAUGAAGAACAAAAAUGCUUCAAAAUUUAGGAAGGGGUUUUCAUGCACAGGCACGAGAAUGGAAUAUGAAGAGUGUAUUCCUCAAAGGCAUAGCUUUUAUGAGUUUUAG